This is a messenger RNA of Lactuca saligna, 1831 nucleotides long. Lineage: Eukaryota; Viridiplantae; Streptophyta; Magnoliopsida; Asterales; Asteraceae. The record is from the annotation of a GenBank genome assembly.
CAACAACCGUCAAAACGACCAACGCACCAGUAUCCACUCUACUCGAAAGCAAGCUUCAGUAGAUAAGGUUUUUCCCUCUCCUCCACCCUCCGUCUCCGGCCAUGGCGGAAGCUUCCAGGAUCUUCCAGACCACACUCAUGCCUUCAUUAUCGCAAAGUUUAUCCCUCAGAAAGCCUUGCUCUCUGACGAUCGCUCAACGAAAAACCUCACCAACGAUCAUCCGCUGCACGAUCUCCACCAGCAGCAGCGAUACAGCUAAGGCUGCCGCGGCUCCUCAGCCGAUACCUUGGGGUUGCGAAAUAGAUUCUCUGGAGAACGCGGCUUCGUUGCAGAAAUGGCUGACGGAUUCCGGUUUGCCGCCUCAGAAAAUGGACCUACGGAAGGUUGAUGUUGGAGAGCGGGGUCUUGUUGCGAAUAAUAACAUCAGGAAGGGGGAGAAAAUUCUAUUUGUACCUCCCUCACUCGUCAUCUCCGCCAAUUCGGAGUGGAGUUUUCCAGAAGCAGGGGAAGUUUUGAAGAGAUAUGAUGUACCAGAUUGGCCAUUGAUUGCAACUUACCUAAUUAGUGAAGCAAGUCUUAUGAAAUCGUCUAGAUGGAGCAACUAUAUAUCAGCCUUACCAAGACAGCCUUACUCCCUUUUAUACUGGACACGAGCUGAAUUAGAUAGGUAUUUGGAAGCAUCACAGAUUAGAGAACGAGCAAUUGAAAGAAUCAACAAUGUAACUGGAACAUAUAAUGACUUGAGAGACAGAAUUUUUUCCAAGCAUCCUAAUUUAUUUCCUGAAGAGGUGUUCAACAUGGAAACAUUUAGAUGGUCAUUCGGUAUUCUUUUUUCAAGAUUGGUUAGGUUACCUUCACUGGAUGGAAGGGUUGCCUUAGUCCCUUGGGCAGAUAUGCUGAAUCAUAGCUGUGAUGUGGAAACCUUUUUGGAUUAUGAUAAAUCAUCAAAAGGAGUUGUAUUCACAACUGAUCGUCCAUAUCAGCCAGGUGAGCAGGUGUUCAUUUCAUAUGGCAGAAAAUCUAAUGGAGAACUCCUGCUCUCAUAUGGAUUUGUGCCAAGACAAGGGACAAACCCACGUGACUCAGUUGAGUUGCCAUUGUCCCUUAAAAAAUCAGAUAAAUGUUAUCAAGAGAAACUGGAAGCUCUGAAAAAGAACGGGUUAUCAGCAUCACAGUGUUUUCCUUUACAAGUGACUGGUUGGCCAUUGGAGCUGAUGGCAUACGCGUAUUUAGCUGUGAGUCCCCCUAGUAUGAGUGGAAAGUUUGAAGAGAUGGCUGCAGCAGCAUCAAAUAAAUCCACCACCAAUAAGGAGAUCAGGUAUCCUGAACUAGAGGAACAAGCAUUCCAGUUUAUCUUGGAUAACUGUGAAUCCAGCAUUUCAAAGUACACCAAAUUCCUUCAGGCAAGUGGAUCAAUGGAUUUGGAUAUAACAUCUCCAAAGCAACUCAACCGAAAAGUGUUCCUUAAACAGCUAGCUGUAGACUUGUGCAAUAGUGAACAGAGAAUUCUCUUUCGUGCUCAAUACAUAUUGAGGAGAAAAUUAAGGGAUAUGAAGAAAGGUGAGCUCAAGGCUCUAAAUUUGUUUGAUAGUGUCACAAAGUUUUUCAAAUGAAUGGCCAGAUAUGAACACACACACACACACACACAUGGCUAUUUAAUACUUGGAUAUUUUGUCAGACCUUCAACAAGAUUGUAAACAGGUAUAUCAACCAUUUGCAAUAAAUAUUCCUCAGGGUUUAAAUUGUAGUGUGUAAUCAAUUAUUAUUUUUUUUUUAUUUUUUUUUUUUAAUUUGCAAUUAGCAAAUUACAUUUUGAACCAAGUCUGUGUUG